Coturnix japonica (Japanese quail) is the source of this 1840-nucleotide messenger RNA. It is a transcript of the gene POLE2, whose product is annotated as DNA polymerase epsilon 2, accessory subunit. Gene Ontology annotation, biological process: error-prone translesion synthesis; DNA-templated DNA replication. Gene Ontology annotation, molecular function: DNA binding. The record is from RefSeq and is a predicted model, not a curated record. Lineage: Eukaryota; Metazoa; Chordata; Aves; Galliformes; Phasianidae. Gene Ontology annotation, cellular component: epsilon DNA polymerase complex.
GCAGCUGUACUCGCCAUCCAUGCCGUCCCGCGGCCUCCUCCCACCCGGGGCAGGGCCAGGGCUGUGGGGCGGCGCGGCGCUGCUGGGCGCCAAACGACAGCCAUGGAGCCCGAGCGGCUGCGGCGCCGCCUGAGCUCCGCGUUCCGGGUGCGCGGGCUGCUGCUGCGGGCGGAAGCUGUAAAAUAUCUCACUGAAACUCUUCGGUCCCUCAAUGAAGAAGAGUUUGAAGAUGUAAUCGACAAAAUCAUCGAUGCGGUUGAAAAACAGCCUUUGUCAAAUAAUAUGAUUGAACUGCCCACCGUGGAAGCAGCUGUCCAGGAAUGUAGCCAGGCGAUAGAUGAAACAAUAGAAAAUGUUUUCAACAUUAUUGGAGCCUUUGAUAUUCCACGCUACAUUUAUAAUUCAGACAGAAAGAGAUUUAUACCUCUAUCAAUGACCAACUUUCCUGUACCAAAUUUAUUUGGAACUGCCAGAGAUAAAGCAGAGUUGUUUCGUGAACGCUACUCCAUCUUACAACAGAGGACUCACAGACAUGAGCUGUUCACACCUGCAGCAGUUGUCGUUCAUCCUGACGACAGUAGGAGCAAAUUCCAGCUUAAAACAGUAGAAAGUCUGUUGGGCAAUACAACGAAAGUGAGGGAAGUGAUUGUCCUUGGGAUGAUAACUCAGCUCAAGGAGGGGAAGUAUUUCCUAGAAGACCCUACAGGAGCUGUCCAGCUAGAUCUUAGUAAAGCACAGUUCCACAGUGGUUUAUAUACCGAAUCAUGCUUUGUUUUGGCAGAAGGUUGGUAUGAAGAUGAAGUUUUUCAUGUGAAUGCCUUUGGAUUUCCGCCUACUGAGCCGUCUGCUGCCACUAGAGCCUUCUAUGGGAAUAUAAACUUCUUUGGAGGUCCUUCCUCAACUUCAGUAAAGGCUUCUGCAAAACUGAAGCAGCUGGAGGAUGAAAACGAGGAUGCCAUGUUUGUGUUUCUUUCUGAUGUGUGGUUGGACCAAGCAGAAGUACUAGAAAAGCUGCAUACAAUGUUUUCAGGUUAUUCCUCUGCUCCUCCAACCUGCUUUUUCUUUUGUGGAAAUUUCUCAUCUGCGCCAUAUGGAAAAAACCAGAUUCAGUCUCUGAAAGGUUCUUUGAAGGCUCUUGCAGAUAUAAUAUGUGAAUAUCCCAGCAUUCAUAAAAGUAGUCGGUUUGUGUUUGUUCCUGGCCCUGAAGAUCCUGGUCCUGGUUCUGUUUUACCACGGCCUCCCUUGGCUGAAAACAUCACUCAGGAAUUCAGGCGGCUGGUCCCAUUUUCAGUUUUCACCACAAACCCCUGCAGGAUUCAGUAUUGCACACAAGAAAUAAUUAUCUUUCGUGAAGAUUUGGUAAACAAAAUGUGCAGGAACUGUGUCCGCUUCCCGAGCAGCAGCAUGGACAUUCCCAACCACUUUGUAAAGACCAUAUUAUCACAAGGACACCUGACACCGCUUCCGCUCUAUGUCAGCCCUGUGUACUGGGCCUACGACUAUGCCCUGAGGGUGUAUCCUGUGCCAGAUAUGCUCGUCAUUGCGGAUAAAUACGAUCCCUUCACUGUCACCAACACUGACUGUCUCUGCAUAAAUCCCGGUUCCUUCCCAAGGAGUGGGUUUUCAUUCAAGGUAUUCUACCCCUCCAACAAGACAGUUGAAGACAGCAAGCUUCAGGGGCUCUGACUCCCUACAAGACUGCAAAAAGAGACGGAGCCUUUGUGAGGCCAACCAUAGCAUUGUUUAGAUGGAUUGAUUUGAUGAUGUAUUGCAGGCUGUUCAUAAUAAAUGGCAAAGCCGGGCUUAUUUUGUACGGAAAUAAUAAACUUUUACACAAAAA